Galleria mellonella (greater wax moth) is the source of this 634-nucleotide messenger RNA. It is a transcript of the gene awd, whose product is annotated as nucleoside diphosphate kinase. Bases 22 to 552 code for a protein of 176 amino acids. Gene Ontology annotation, biological process: CTP biosynthetic process; GTP biosynthetic process; UTP biosynthetic process. The record is from RefSeq and is a predicted model, not a curated record. The transcript has a single exon. NCBI's taxonomy places the organism in Eukaryota, Metazoa, Arthropoda, Insecta, Lepidoptera, Pyralidae. Gene Ontology annotation, molecular function: nucleoside diphosphate kinase activity.
ACUUCCUUUUUCGCGUCCUUCAUGAUUGCCACUUUGUCCAUACUCAUAACCUAUUUCACACGUAUUGUUCAAUCGGUAGCAAAUAUCAUAAUGGCCGCACCACGUGAAAGAACUUUCAUUAUGGUUAAACCCGACGGCGUCCAGCGCGGUCUUGUCGGUACCAUUAUUGAACGAUUUGAGAAGAAAGGCUUUAAACUAGUAGCUUUGAAAUUAACGUGGGCAUCUGAAGAACUUCUGAAGCAACAUUACAGUGACUUGGCUUCGCGUCCAUUCUUCCCCGGUCUUGUAAAAUACAUGAGUUCAGGACCAGUUGUUCCCAUGGUUUGGGAAGGACUCAAUGUGGUUAAGACCGGCCGUCAAAUGCUUGGCGCUACUAACCCUGCUGAUUCUCAACCUGGAACUAUUCGUGGCGAUCUUUGCAUACAGGUCGGUCGAAACAUCAUACACGGCUCUGACAGUGUGGAGUCCGCUAACAAGGAAAUUUCACUUUGGUUCUCCGAGAAAGAAGUUGUGGGCUGGACACCAGCUGUUGAACAGUGGGUAUAUGAAUAAAUAUAGAUUGUUUAUUCAAAAUAAUUUUCCAUUUUUAUUUGCUACUUAUUUCUAAGAUUAAAAUAAAUUGUAAUUAAAUUUU